Haemonchus placei is the source of this 2034-nucleotide messenger RNA. The record is from the annotation of a GenBank genome assembly. NCBI's taxonomy places the organism in Eukaryota, Metazoa, Nematoda, Chromadorea, Rhabditida, Trichostrongylidae.
AUGGAAAUUUCAGUGCCAUUGAACUACUCCAGAACUUUAAAUGAGGAGCUGGGAGCAGCAGGGAUUCCCCAGUUGGCUGGGCUUCCACGUGACUUGGGAGAGGUUCAUCAACCGAGGAUGAAAGUGUUUACCGUGGGCUUAGAUGACAAGGAGAAAUCUCAGAAGGCGGAUCUAGAAAAGAAUGAUUCGGUAAAGGCUGCAGCGGAUGUACCUCCUAUGAUGCCAGUUCCGACGCCAAUCAUUGUCCCACGUGCAGCACCGAAGAGAAGAUUCGGAUGUGGAGUGCUUUCCUGGGUUGUGGCAGCGUUCUUCAUCGUGCUCCUAUGCUUGACUAUUUCCGAGAUAACGUACAACAGACAACGAGAUCAAGCAUUCCUCAGACUGAAAUGGGCUGAACUUCGUCAACGUAUGCUCGGAUUUGAACUAUUGUCGCAAGCUCAACAACAGGAUGCACAACCGCAAGUUCAACAACCAGUAAAUGAACUACCAGCUUUUCCAAGGCGAAAUGAUCUGGUCGAUAACAUAGGGACAACGACUAUUGCCCCUACUUCCGUGCCUUCAGAGAAGAACGUUGACAAGACUUCCUUCGAGGCAAACAACGACGAGUUGUCUUCCAAGUUCGACCUUCUUCGUAUGCUGCUAUCAAAGAUGCGUGAAAAUGCCGAAGAAAUGGGAUUGUCUGGUGAUAUGCAGGUUCACGUCAUUGAGGUGAAGCCAAUGCCUAACAAGAUGCCACAGCAGUCCAUCGAUGAUGCUUUCGGUGAAAUCGCGAUGCCAAGACAGGUCUUCGGUCAAAGGCCCCACAGCGAGGAGGAGAAUAACGAAUUUGGAAACCACAUCGAAUCACCGUGGCAGUUCGACCGGGAAAGCUCUCGUCCAACUCCAUGGGUGCACCCAUUUGAGAGGAUGAACCGCUGGGACGGUCCGCAGUGGGGACAGGAGAACAGAUGGCCUCAAGAGAAUCACAUUUUCGAGGCUUUCCAGGAUAUGCCUGAAGAAGAACCGCAAAUGAGGAUCACCCACCAUUACGACAAGGACAGUCAAACUCCUCAGCGAGUUGUGACGGAGCUUUUUGGAAACACCGCUCCUGAGGUUAUUGGACACAUGCUUGGACAGAGAAACGCACAAGCUCAGUUGCAGUUCCAGCAGCAGCAACAAGCGAUGAUGCAACAACAACAACAGGCAAUGAUGCAGCAACAGCAGCAACCACAACCAUGGCCUCAGCCACUGGCUCAGCCUCCAGCUCAGCCAUUUUUCCAGCCAUGGGUUCCUCCUCCACCUCAGAUGUGGGAUCAGCCACAUUGGGAUCAACUGCCUAUUCCUCCUCAAGUUCCACCUAUGGUCUACUUCUUCAACCCUGUACCAAUGCCUCAGCAGCAAUUCCAACAACAGCUACCACCUCCACCGCCAUUCCAGCCCGCCAUCACACACCAGAACCAAUUCCCUCUCCCUGUGCAGAACCAGGCUCCUAUUGUACCUCAGCCACAGCCAUUCCCUGUCGACAAUAACAACAACGCGAACGCUUUCAAUGACAACGCCGUAAUGACGCCCUGGUACAUGAGUGGUGACGAUCAGAGAUGGCAACAAACGUGGGAAAAUAACAACAAGGUUGACACUCCCUUUAAUCCUCAUCCAGCAGCCGCAGCAACUCCCGUAGUAGAGAAUACGGCAGUAAUCGACCAACAGCCAGUGGUUCUCCAACCUGCUCCUGGACAGCCCACAGGACACGACAGUGAAGGCAUUGAUGGCUUUUCGAAGGAGGAAAAAUUCAAUGUGCCGGUAGACAUCGCUUCUGAUGUACCUCCCCAGACAAUGGCGGUUGCACCGGAAAAGCCUCCUCAGGUCGACGUUCCCAUGGUAAACCCCUGGCAGCAUGCUCAGCCAGAGGCAGCUGAAGAGCCUAUGCCGGCAGCAGUACCACAGAUGGCCGAUCCGUCUUUGGGACCAGCUGAUGACAAGGACUUUCUUCCAUUGAGAGUCAGCGAAGAAGUGGCCGGCCAACCACAAAGCGAUGCUGAAACGGUGAGACGAUAG